AUGCCUAUGGUUGAACAACUCGCAAAGCUUCAUUACGACAGCGACAUGGCUACCGUCCCGAGUGUCAGCAAGUUUCUGUCCCUGACCCUCGGAGCUCUCCGAUACAUCGGCCUACAUCCAUAUACGGUGGAGGUUCCCGUCUUGCCGAUUUGGGUCCCAGAACACCUUGCGAUGGGUGAGCGACUGGUGACCGUUCUUGCCAGCUCCCUCAUCAGCCAGGGAGGGUUUAACAAUAUCCAGCCCGGCAGCAAGCCUGAAAUGGGGAUGGACAUGGAGCUUUGCGACGAGGCAGGCGGCUACCUUGCGGAGAAGACCAAGUACUUUGAGCAAAACCUCGACAAGACGAUAGUGGACAGCGAGGAUUUCCUGCGCAGAACCGAGGGUGUCGAGCAUCUCACGCGCUGCUUUCAAUUUAUUCUCAGCGGCUAG
Sordaria macrospora k-hell is the source of this 429-nucleotide messenger RNA. RefSeq lists its product as uncharacterized. Lineage: Eukaryota; Fungi; Ascomycota; Sordariomycetes; Sordariales; Sordariaceae. The record is from RefSeq and is a predicted model, not a curated record.